CAUCUCUGAGCAGCAGUUUCCCGUCAGGUGGAUGGGAUGAUGGAGAGCUGGGUGCUCAGGUUAGCCACAGCCCUGAAGACCAACCUGAAAGACGUCCACGUGGUGAUCACUGACUGGUUGUCCCUGGCUCACCAGCACUACCCCACUGCUGCACAGAGCACCCGCACUGUGGGAAAGGACAUAGCUCACCUGCUGCACUCACUUCAGGAACAGUACCAGUACCCAGUGAGAAAAGCUCAUUUGAUUGGCUAUAGCCUUGGCGCUCACAUCUCUGGAUUUGCAGGAAGUUUUCUGGAAGGUCUGGACAAGAUUGGAAGAAUCACUGGUCUGGAUCCAGCAGGGCCACUAUUUGAAGGCAUGUCUCCCUCAGACAGACUCUCCCCAGAUGACGCUGAAUUUGUGGACGCCAUUCACACCUUCACCCAGGAACGUAUGGGCCUCAGUGUGGGCAUCAAACAAGCAGUGGCCUAUUAUGACUUUUACCCUAACGGAGGAGACUUCCAGCCAGGAUGCGACCUGCAAAGCGUUUACGAGCACAUAACCCAGUACGGGCUUAUGGACAACGAGCAGCAUGUCGAGUUGUCACAAGAUAAAGUGUUUGUGCGCUGCGCAGACGAGAAGCCAAGACAGCGCAGAAGAAAGCUCAACCAGUAG
Limanda limanda (common dab) is the source of this 654-nucleotide messenger RNA. Its product is annotated as hepatic triacylglycerol lipase-like. The coding region runs from base 37 to 654 and encodes 205 amino acids. NCBI's taxonomy places the organism in Eukaryota, Metazoa, Chordata, Actinopteri, Pleuronectiformes, Pleuronectidae. Gene Ontology annotation, molecular function: apolipoprotein binding; lipase activity. The transcript is spliced from 4 exons. The record is from RefSeq and is a predicted model, not a curated record.